Molecule: messenger RNA, 2378 nt
Organism: Camelina sativa (false flax)
Lineage: Eukaryota; Viridiplantae; Streptophyta; Magnoliopsida; Brassicales; Brassicaceae
Source: RefSeq, a predicted model, not a curated record
AUCGUUUCCUUUUUUUAACUGGCACUGACAGAUUCCUACUGCUGAAUCCCUUGUGGUUAGAGUUGUUUCAUCUGUUGACAAGAAGCUGGAAGUCAAAUCUCGAUUUCUCGAAAUUUUUCGGGAGGAUAAUUUUCCGACCGAAUUUCCAUACAAAUCCAAGGUGGUUCUGUUGUUCCAGAAGAUAGAAGGUGUAGAAGUAUGCUUGUUUGGGAUGUAUGUCCAAGAAUUUGGAUCCGAAUGUUCAUCUCCUAAUCAACGCCGUGUUUAUCUCUCAUAUUUGGAUUCCGUGAAGUACUUCAGACCUGAUAUUAAAUCUGCUAAUGGAGAGGCUCUGCGCACUUUUGUUUACCACGAAAUUCUUAUUGGUUACCUGGAAUACUGCAAAUUGCGUGGUUUCACGAGCUGCUACAUAUGGGCUUGUCCACCACUGAAGGGUGAGGACUAUAUCCUAUAUUGCCAUCCAGAAAUUCAGAAAACGCCAAAGUCUGAUAAACUACGAGAAUGGUACUUAGCAAUGUUGAGAAAAGCUGCAAAGGAAGGGAUUGUUGCGGAAACUACAAAUCUAUAUGACCAUUUUUUCUUGCAAACUGGUGAAUGUAGAGCUAAGGUUACAGCAGCUAGGCUCCCCUACUUCGAUGGUGACUACUGGCCAGGUGCAGCAGAGGAUAUUAUAUACCAAAUGAGUCAAGAUGAUGAUGGUAGAAAGGGAAAUAAGAAAGGAAUACUCAAGAAACCCAUUACAAAAAGGGCUCUUAAAGCAUCUGGCCAGUCAGAUUUCUCAGGGAAUGCGUCCAAAGAUCUGCUGCUAAUGCAUAAACUUGGUGAGACCAUUCACCCAAUGAAGGAGGAUUUUAUCAUGGUUCACUUGCAGCAUUGUUGCACGCAUUGCUGUACACUGAUGGUUACCGGAAAUCGUUGGGUUUGCAGCCAGUGCAAAGAUUUCCAGUUAUGUGAUGGGUGCUAUGAGGCUGAACAGAAACGAGAAGACAGAGAAAGGCAUCCUGUUAAUCACAAAGAUAAACAUAAACUGUAUCCUGUUGAGAUUGGCGAUAUUCCUGCAGACACUAAGGACAGAGAUGAGAUACUUGAAAGUGAAUUUUUCGAUACGAGGCAAGCAUUCCUGAGUCUUUGUCAAGGGAACCAUUAUCAAUAUGAUACACUGAGGCGGGCAAAGCAUUCUUCCAUGAUGGUGCUUUAUCAUCUGCAUAAUCCAACUGCUCCUGCCUUUGUGACAACAUGUAACGCAUGCCACCUCGAUAUUGAAAGUGGUCAAGGCUGGCGCUGUGAAGUUUGCCCAGACUAUGAUGUCUGCAAUGCUUGUUACAAUAAAGAGGGUGGCGUUAAUCAUCCUCACAAGUUAACUAAUCAUCCAUCACUAGCUGAUCAAAACGCUCAGAAUAAAGAAGCUAGGCAAUUGCGUGUCUUGCAGCUCAGGAAAAUGCUCGAUCUUCUGGUGCAUGCGUCACAAUGCCGUUGUUCACUUUGCCAAUAUCCCAAUUGCCGCAAAGUGAAGGGGCUAUUUCGACAUGGUCUCCGUUGCAAAAUACGUGCCUCAGGAGGUUGUGUUCUAUGCAAGAAAAUGUGGUAUCUCUUGCAACUCCACGCUCGGGCCUGCAAGGAAUCCAAGUGUGACGUACCUCGAUGCGGGGACCUAAAGGAACAUUUGAGAAGGUUGCAACAGCAAUCGGAUUCACGUCGCAGAGCUGCCGUCAUGGAGAUGAUGAGACAGAGAGCUGCAGAAGUCGCUGGAACCUCUGGUUGAUUAAUUUGUAUAUACUAAAUCUAUUUAGGAUCUAAGCAGAAGUGGAAAUGUAAUCUUCUUCCCAAGGUUAAGAAGAUUUUGUUUCUGAGCUCCACUUGAAGAAGACGAAGGAGAAGUGAAUUAACACCUGCUAGUGAAGGCACGUAAGAAGACAGGAAACAAACCCUAUAACGGUUUAAUUUAGAUGGAUUCAUAUUUAACAGACACAAAUCAUGGAGUAAUUAUGAUGAUGAUUGAUUGGGAGGGGGAACAAGCGCUUGUGUGAUUUUGAAGAGUUUCUCAGCUUUAAGUGCCAGUGAAGCAGAAGAAUCUUGGUAGAUGCUAACUUAGGAUCUGGGUCAGGUCGCGAAAAGGAAGAAAUCAGAUUCGAGACUCUUCGAUGCAGUUCAGUGUCUUGAUCUGGUGUGUGAUACUUUGAUUAUAUAUAUACAUACACUCUGUGUCUUUACUGCCUUCUUCUUCUUCUUCUUCCUGUUUUUUGGAGCCUGGUACAUUUUGUAAAAUGCCUUUAUACCUUUUGGUGGGGGAAUGUAAUAUAUAUACAUAGUGACAUAUUAACUUGCUAGCCAAGUAAGUUGAAGAGAGUAUCUAAUAAGGAUGCAUCUCUUACAUUUUU